AUGUCUUCUCAGCGCACCGACUUCCCACCCGUCUCCUUCUCUGCAAAAUAUCCCCAGAAGAGCCUGAGGCUGCUCGAGUUGCCGCAUGAGCUGGUCGCUAUGAUCGAAGAGGGGAGGAAAACCGGCGCCGCCACGAGGAUGCAACUCAAGUCAGCGUCUACGAGCCAAGGAUAUCUACACCUCUGCACCAAGGAGAAAAUGUGGGCCGUCAAGCAAGUCAGUACCAGCAACAGCGUCUAUGUCACGGAGAGCACGAGCACGGGCACGGCCGGCGAACAACGCAGCAAGAGGAGGAAGAUUGAGCAGGACGAGGAUGAGGCUGAGCAGAUGGAUGUGGACCACGAACAAAGACGGAGACAAAAAGACGAGACCGGAGAGAUGACAGCAGUAGCCCAAGUGAAGAAUAUUCUCGAGUUGGUCGAUGUCGACACGGACGCCGGUCAGGUCGAGUCCAUGGUCAGGAAUAUGCUGCCUCCGUACCAAGAUGCCGAUGCCGAUGAUGACGAUGAAGAGAUCGGGAGAAACACGGAUAGCGACACAAAUGUCAGGGUGGAAGACAUGCUCCAUGGCAUUCCCGCGCCGGACAAGGCCAUUCUAGACGCCGCGCGGAGGUUGUUUGUAUUUGCUCUGGCGAAGGGCGGGGACGACGAACCGGCGCUCUACAUGCCUACCUCAUCACUGCUGCUUCGGGCGUGGAAGUCGCUCAUGCAGGCAUACACUCUUUCGGCCCACAAAGCGGAAUGGGACGACGUCGGAACUUGGCUCGGUCCGGUUCUGGAUGACAUGAGACGCGACAGUGACGACGAAAAUGAUAGCGCUCUCCUCACCGCGGUUGCCAUGGCCUGUGUACGACGACUUGCCGUCCUGCAAGUGGAUGCGGACUCUCAGCCCGCGGAGACGUUUAUUACGAUGCCGGAGAUCGUAGGCUGGGACGGUAGCGGAGGCUGCGCCGUCGUGGGACAAUGGCUCCUCAAGAGUCUCCAAAGGGGAAACAGGCCAAAGGCGGCGCAGGCAGUGUCGGUGGAAGCGUUCAAGCAGGAAUGGGAGCAGAUGUUACCGGACUCCUGGGCGAAAGAGUGCAACGUAGUCUCGCUGAUCAAGUCGACUCCUGGCGUCGAGAUCGUGACGGACGAUCAGGGCGAGGAAGUCUUCAAGUUCCCGACGACCACAGCACUUGACGGGUCAGGACGAAUAGCCGGCACCAACAAAAUUGCGGUCGGUCCGGCCCUUGCUCCUCCUACUACUGCUGUGGCCGACGUAAGAGCGCAGAAGAAAAGGAAAUGGCACGAGAAAUUUGGCGCGCAGAGAAACGCUGUCACGAAGAAAUAA
This is a messenger RNA of Exophiala spinifera, 1329 nucleotides long. RefSeq lists its product as uncharacterized. NCBI's taxonomy places the organism in Eukaryota, Fungi, Ascomycota, Eurotiomycetes, Chaetothyriales, Herpotrichiellaceae. Gene Ontology annotation, cellular component: Ctf18 RFC-like complex; chromosome, centromeric region; chromatin. The transcript has 2 exons. Gene Ontology annotation, biological process: maintenance of mitotic sister chromatid cohesion; mitotic sister chromatid cohesion. Bases 1 to 1329 code for a protein of 442 amino acids. The record is from RefSeq and is a predicted model, not a curated record.